AUGAGUGAGGCUGAAACAUCAGAUAAUGUUGAACCAGGUUUCUGUUCCGCAGUAUGUACGGACAGAGAGAGUUUACAACGAGAGAUUCAGAAGCCCGAGCUGAAGACAUCUGAUAUGUUCGCGACUUGCAAUUUGCCGAAGAGAUUUGAGCACCCUCAUUGGUUUAAUGGGUAUGGAUGUCAAGUUAGCAAGCAGCAUCCGUUUUAUAGAACUUCAGCCAAUGAAUACGGCUGGUAUCCACCGGGUUUCUCGUCAGUUCCUUCUGUAUUUUUUCCGGCUGGUCAAACGUUUACAAACCGCCUGGCCGCCGCUGGCAUGUACAGAAACUACAGCCUCAACACCGGCAUGGAUCCCGUUGGUUACCGAUAA
This is a messenger RNA of Danaus chrysippus (African queen), 369 nucleotides long. NCBI's taxonomy places the organism in Eukaryota, Metazoa, Arthropoda, Insecta, Lepidoptera, Nymphalidae. The record is from the annotation of a GenBank genome assembly.